AUGGCUCAGAAUCAUCCCGACAAGAUUGCCAUCGUUGGUGCCACCGGCCGCAUCGGAGGCUACUUUGCCAGGGCUCUCCUCAAGGCCGGAAAGCACACUAUCACAACCCUUCGCCGCGCCGACAGCAAGGGCAAGUACCCAGAGGGCGCCAAGAUCGUCGAUGUCGACUUUGACGAUGAGUCUUCUCUCGUCAAGGCCCUCGAGGGCCAGCAGGUCCUCAUCAUCACACUCUCUGUCCGAGCUCCGCCCACGCUGCACUCCACCAUCGUAAAGGCUGCUGUCAAGGCUGGCGUGCCUUACAUCAUGCCCAAUACCUGGGGCCUGUACCUGACCGACGAACUCGCCAAGAACUCGCAGUACGCUGCCAACGGCCUCAAGCUCUACCAGGAGAUCCAAGACCUCGGCGCCACCUACAUCGCCAUGGGCUGCGGCUUUUGGUACGAGUGGAGCCUCGGGCUCGGCGAGCCCUGGUACGGCUUCGACAUCAAGGCGCGCACGGUCACCUUCUACGACGACGGCAAGACCGUCAUCAACACGAGCACCUGGGACCAGUGCGCCCGCGCCAUUGUCGCCCUGCUGAGCCUGCCCCUCCGCGGCGCCUUCCCGGCCCUGUCGGACUGGGACAACCGCGCCGUGCUGGUCUCGAGCUUCCGCGUCAGCCAGCGCGACAUGCUCGACAGCCUGCACCGCGUGUUGGGCACCACCGACGCCGACUGGGAGAUCAGCUACGAGCAGACGGACCUGCGCGAGAAGCGCGGGCUCAAGAUGGCGGCCGCGGGUGAUCUCAGGGGCAUCGCGACCUCGCUGUACGCGCGGGCCUUCAUGCCAUCCUCCCAGUCCGACUUUGAGUCACGCCACGGCACGGACAACGAGAAGCUGGGCCUGCCCAAGGAGGACCUCGACGAGGCGACCAAGCGCACUGUGGACAUGGUGAACGACGGCUUCAGCCCGAUGACGCAGUUCUCGUGA
Messenger RNA from Thyridium curvatum, 969 nucleotides. RefSeq lists its product as uncharacterized. The transcript is spliced from 2 exons. The coding region runs from base 1 to 969 and encodes 322 amino acids. Gene Ontology annotation, molecular function: oxidoreductase activity. Lineage: Eukaryota; Fungi; Ascomycota; Sordariomycetes; Thyridiales; Thyridiaceae. The record is from RefSeq and is a predicted model, not a curated record.